AUGACUUCACGAUUUCUCGACGUUAUUAAUGAAGAUGGAAAAAUAUUGCUACCCAUUGAAGGUUAUCAAAAUGUUGAUUUAUUACCGCUCGAACAAGCCCUUUUGCCGGUUGCUCAUCUUUUUCACCCUGAUAGUCUAAGAUCAAACAUUUGGGUGGCAAAGCAACGAUCUGAAUCUCCUCCAAAUGGUCUAACUACGGAUGAAUCGGCGUCCAUAAUGCUGUAUACUAUCGAAUGGACACCCGACAAUCAUAGUUUAUACUAUAUUUUAAAUCAGACAUUACGUUUACAUUGUUACCCAACAUCUGCCGAAAGUAGUCUAACCUUUGAAAACGGUUCUAUUAGGGUUGAUGCUAAUAACUGCUAUACCUUAAUAAGGAAAUAUGAGGUCACAGAAUCGUAA
Didymodactylos carnosus is the source of this 402-nucleotide messenger RNA. The record is from the annotation of a GenBank genome assembly. NCBI's taxonomy places the organism in Eukaryota, Metazoa, Rotifera, Eurotatoria, Philodinida, Philodinidae.